Archocentrus centrarchus (flier cichlid) is the source of this 913-nucleotide messenger RNA. It is a transcript of the gene ankrd2, whose product is annotated as ankyrin repeat domain 2 (stretch responsive muscle). Gene Ontology annotation, cellular component: BRCA1-BARD1 complex; BRCA1-A complex. Gene Ontology annotation, biological process: protein K6-linked ubiquitination. The record is from RefSeq and is a predicted model, not a curated record. Gene Ontology annotation, molecular function: ubiquitin-protein transferase activity; protein binding. Lineage: Eukaryota; Metazoa; Chordata; Actinopteri; Cichliformes; Cichlidae. The coding region runs from base 89 to 913 and encodes 274 amino acids. The transcript has 9 exons.
UCUGGGUCCUCUACACUCAAGUGAUUCAGCGUCACCAUGGCACUUGUACUUCCACCUGGAAUGCACACAUUUCUUAACUCACAGCAAGAUGGAAAAGGUUGUGCAGUGGGUCAGCGUGAUGGAUCAUAAGAUGGGACAAGAAAAGAAAACCCAGGCAGAUGAGAGAACGGGGAGAAUCUCAUCGGACCGGCGCUGUGAGAGCCUGGACCUGGGUGCAGGAGAGGAUAACUCAGAGCUGGGCAAAAGAAAAAAGAAGACCAAAAAAACCAUGCAAACCCAGGCUAUAGGGCCUGUGGAUACUGCCGAAUUCAUGAGUGCAGCCAGUGAGUGCAAACUGAGUAUCAUAGACAAGUAUCUGGCAGAUGGUGGGAACCCAAACGUGUGCGAUGAGUUGAAGAGGACAGCACUCCAUCGUGCCUGCCUGGAAGGACACUCUCCAGCUGUCCAAAUGCUUUUAGAAAAAGGAGCCGAUAUCAACUUAAACGAUCAACUGGGCUCUAGGGCCAUACAUUGGGCCUGCAGAGGGGGAAAUCUGACAGUCAUUGAAGUCCUGAAAAACCACGGGGCUGACGUUAAUGUUAGAGAUAAGUUGCAUAGCACACCUCUGCAUGUUGCCACAAGAACAGGCCACGCUAUUAUUGUGGAGUACCUGCUGUCCUGUGGGGCCAAAAUCAACUCCAGGGACAGGGAAGGUGACACGGCCCUGCACGAUGCAGUGCGUCUCAAUAGACACAAGAUAGUGAAGCUGCUCGUAGUUGCAGGAGCCGACACAAAAAUAAAAAAUCACGAAGGACUGACAGCUGUGCAGCAGGUAAAACAAUGGCAGCUUGACAUCAUGGAGACCCUGCAGCGACUGGAGAAGCUGAGGGAGGUGGGGAUAGCGUCGCCUGAAAACAACUCAGCAGAGGAGUGA